Molecule: messenger RNA, 640 nt
Organism: Brassica napus (rape)
Lineage: Eukaryota; Viridiplantae; Streptophyta; Magnoliopsida; Brassicales; Brassicaceae
Product: major pollen allergen Ole e 10-like
Exons: 1
Coding region: 208-570 (120 amino acids)
Source: RefSeq, a predicted model, not a curated record
AAGAAUGUAAAUAUUUUUUAAAUGACAUGGCUUACAUAUAAAUGAGUUGUCAAUCUGAUUGGUUGGGAAAUUUUGGAUGAUGUAGACACUCUCAAAAUUUUAGCUCACCCAUUUUUAGUAUUGUAAUAUAUAUAAGAAUUAGCACAAUUGUUCAGAUUCACAUAAAUAUCCAGAUUUUUUUUUUUUUUAAAGAAUAUCAUUGAAAUUAUGUGUCAGCCCUCAACACUCGUCUUCCUCGUUCUAUCAAUCAUUGCGAUCGACUACCUUCCUCUUGCAAGUGCCAGAGUAAGAAACCUCAACUAUGCGGCGUUUUGUGUGAUAUCUAUAUCAGCCACAGAUGCACAAAUGCAAUCUAAUAUAGAUUGGGUGUGUAGCCAGAAAUUUGAUUGUACGCCAAUCAAUCCCGGUGGGCCCUGCUUUGAACCAAAUAAUCUUAGAAGCCAUGCAUCGUUUGUGAUGAAUAGGUAUUACCAGAAAAACGGACGUGAAGAAGAAGCAUGCGAUUUCAGUAAUACCGGUAGGUUCAUUAAUAGUGAUCCAAGCUAUGGUGAUUGUGUGUAUGAUUAUUAAUGAAAAAUAAAGUAUUUCGUCAUUCAGAAUUUCAUAUUUAGUCAAUAUAUUUAAAUUAAUGACUUCAUUA